GUUUCCUUUCGUGUCCGCGCAUCCUUAGUUCACUAAAUUCUGCCGCAUGCUUUUCUCACUACCACCGAAGCUCACACAUCACAUACCCAUACACAGGCACGGAAAAAAGUUAAAAUCGGAAAGGUUCCUGUGAAAAGCAGCAGUUAAACUCAUCAGAAGUUGUAGUUUUUUCCAGGAAGCAACGGUGCUUUUUUCCCUUAGUUUCCGAAACAUUUUACCUAAUUUGCAUAAACUACAAAAAAAACUGGAAAAAACUGGACUGGAAUCGAAGCUCGACUAUUGCCAAUCACCCAUAACGAUACAAGCAAAGUGCCAAAAUGUCGUUUAGCAUUUGAGUCUGCAGACGAAAAGGAAAAUAGCUUGACAUAAAAUUUACAGUUACGUGGGAUUUACAACCGUGGGCUGUAGCACACAGACAGGCCCACACAUACACACACAUACUUACAUCGGAUGAGUGCGGGAGUGGAGUCCUUGAAGCAUCUCGGCUUACGAACAACCCCCACAACAUUGGGUGCGUCGGUACUCGGCGCGACGUAAUGGAUGACGGCAAAAAAUAACCGUCAACAAAAAACAAACAAACACAAGUAUAGGAAGCCGACGAAGUCCGUGUGUGUUUUGGUGUAGAUUUACCGUUGCCCUUUCAUCUCUUGUGCGAGUGUGUGUGUGGGCGCCACAAUAAAAGGAGGCGCAAAGGAUAUGAGGACAACGUUGUCUGCCGCAUUUGCAAGUAAGGAAUUACCGUCCGUCCACAUCGGUUAAGACUAGAAUACCACUAUGUUUGGAUCCAAGCUGCGCUCCUGGAUGGAGACGCAUAUUGUGCGUCCGCGCAAGAAGGGCAGUAAACACAAGCAAGGAACUGUGGACGCAGGCAUUUCUUGCGCGGGGAAGAAGGCGGGCACCUUACCAACACAGGGCAGCAAUCUAACUAGCCCGGUCCUGACCAGUAGCGGAAGCCACAGCAUCGCCAGUCCGGUGCGGAGGCGCGAGGUCUCCCCCAUCCAGUGUCACCCUCCCAGUCGACGAUAUGGCUGGCAAUCCCCAGAUGAAGAUUCCUACGUCAUAGCCUCGCCCAAGUCGGAUAAUUUGCUUUACGCUCCGCAAUGCUAUCAGCCGCAUCAACCGCUCCAGCAGGCGUCGCACCACUUAAGCGUGCCCAAUAGCAAGGAAACCUCCUAUGCGGAGAAAUCGCCCACCAGAGUAAACUGCUCUUCGUCCUCCAUAUCGUCGUUGUCCUGGUCAACGGGAUCCAAGGAGCCCUCUUCUGGCAAACAAGCCACUUUUAGAGAGCAGCCCUUAAAUGGGGAAUACCACAUCCCACCUGAGGAGGAGGUGGAGUAUGAGGAAGUUGGCGCUUUGCUGCUUCGGCCUGCACCCCCCAUUGCAGAACAACAGCGCCCGCAGUCAGAAAACUUAAGUGCCGUGCGUCUAAUCUACGAGGAAGAGCCAAGGCAAAGCAAGAAUCAUGUUCGUUACGGUCGCCUGCUUCCCUCUAAGCUAGCACCGGUUCAGCUUGGCGAGUCCCUGGAUAAUUUGACAGCUACACCGCCUAUUCCACCCGCUUCACUUACCGGCUCGCGUAUGCGAACUCCACGAGGAAUUCAGCGCAAUAAUUUUAUGUCGGGACCUCGGCCCCAUAGCUUGCCCUCGCCAGAAAGCGCUUAUUCCACGGGCUACUCCACAGAUGGCACAUCGCCCUGCGCCGCCAGCAACUAUAAUCCACCUGAGUACUACAUUAACAUGCGCUCGGGAACCCACUAUUUCCCGAAGAGCGUCAACUCGCUGGCCGUCGAGGCCCAGCGUUACAAGUUCGGCCUAAACCGCAUAGAGGAGAUGUCGCCUAUGGAUCCGUUGCCCAAGAGCAACUUCGCAACUGCCACUCAUGGCCUGGAGUCGUCGCCUAGUCCGCUAGCUCUGCGGCAGCAGUCAAAGCUCUUUGAGUCUCCCUCGCCGAGACAGCGCUGUCGCAUAAGAACAAAUCCCUGGUACAACACGGGAGAGCUCUUGCCUACCUCCUCAGGCCCCACACGCAUGGAUCUGGAUGCGACCAGUACUACCUCCACGACCUCGUCGGGCAUUAAGUCAAGCAAUGAACUGGAAGUUCCGGUGGCCAAAACAAUAGCAAACAAAGCAGGAAAGCCAGUCCCUUAUGCAGCAACCCCCAACUGCAGAGCUACUCCUAGCCAGGCAGCCAAACAGGCUGAUAUGGACAUUGUUGGGGGAGGGCCUGGUGUUGCACCUGGAGCGGGAGUCGUUUACGAGUCCGAGGGCUCCUCGACUUCGACUGAAGUGGAAAAUAUGCAUGCCCCACAUACUAUUAAGCGGCGUCACUUGGAGCACGCCGAGACUACAACAACUUCAGCGCCCGUGGCAGCUGGUGGUGGAACUGGAGCUACCACCACAUCCUUCGUUCUUAGUGACGACGAGGCCACCCUUAAUGAAAUGAUUGGGAAGUUCGACGAGAGUUACAUUUACGAAAAGGAAACUGAUAUAUUAAGCAGUGAUUCAGACCUUACUGACUGCUGCGCUUCGGAGCUAGACACUGGACAGGAUGCGGGUGAUGAGUGUGAUACAGACGAGUUGUUGGACAUUGACUUUAUAGACACUUCAUCCAUGCAAGAGGUGGAACUGGACCGCAAGGAUCUGUCACGAAAUCUGGGCAACUGUCACUACUAUUCUAAUCACCCUAUCAGUCCGAUGCUCAAUCGAAAGGCAUCAGUCCGUUCCCGACGCAAGAGCGGCCAGGAGACAGGGGAAAGCUCUCAACAGCGCCGACGCAAGCGGUUCCUUAAAACACGUAAGAAGAGUUGUGAAAAUCGCGAAAAGACCUCUUCGUCACCCCUUCGUGAGCCACGAGGCACCCGAAGUGUGGGUGGCACCCCCGUCUGUUUGCGCCGCAAUCUACUGGGUCCAAGGGAGAGAAUAUACAAGACGUCUCCCCUGUCAAACCGCUCCAACUCGCUAAUCUUUGGAAGCAUGAAAAAAAAGUCCACACUCACCAUCGCAGAAAGCGAAAAAGCACUUCUUAAAGCAGACUUGGAGGCUGAUAUGAAAUACAAACAACUAAUUAUGGAAGCGGAGUCCUUGCUGGAAUCGAUGAAGAACAGCUUACAGAGCAUUCCCAGAGACACGCCUGUCGCCAGCCCAAGACGAGUGAAUCCCUUAGCUAACAAGCGCGUGGAAAUGCUUAAAAACAGUGAAGUGGACUCAAAAAAACAGACUCUGGUUCCGAACUCUCCUCCGCUUGAGCAUGAGUUAGCAGCAGCCAUUAAUAAGCGCAUAGAGAUGCUUAAGUUUGAGACAUCGGCUGCUUCUUCGCCACCAAACAGUCCUAAGCCUGCCCGAUGCAGUCCUCGCAAAACGCAUCUGACCAACUUUAUGAAUCAAAAUGCUCCACCAGAGUUGCCGCCACGCAAAAUAAAAGGUAACCCUCCCUCUGCUCCACUCUCGCCACAACUUCAGCUAAAUGGAAGGAGUAUUCAGGAGAGUCCAAAGACCAAGCGACGCACGAUGAUGGUGACUUCAACGACCACGACAACGGUGAUCAGCUUCAACGGCAGUGAUUCUGAGAUGGAGUGCAUAGCUGUAGAGGAUAUUGGCAAUCACAACUACUUGCCUCAGCCGCAAUCGAAUACGGUGGAUGGAAAAUAUGGAUCGAAUACGAAAAUGCAAAAUCCAUUGCAUGCCGAAUUAAAUAUUAAUAACAACUUUUACUGCCCACACAGCGAGCCCUUAAAGCGCAAGGUAUACAAGGGUAGCUCAUCGUUUGAGCGCAUAAAGAAAAACUUCGACUUCGAAUUGGAUUCGAACGGACGGUGCAAGUCUAAUGAGCGUUCGCAAAUUAAGCUUUUGGCCUCCGUGUCGGCCAAGAGCUCUAUGCAAGACGUGACCGUUGACGAGGCCAAGGGCCAUGCAAUAGGCGGUAGUAACCGCAAGCAGCAGCUCAUACUGAAUACCAUUGUCGAUUUAAAGCGCAGCUUGGAGCAUCAAAGCCAUCAACUGAGUGGAUUUAAUGGCGAAUAGAACUGAGUGAACUAAUAGGACUAAUAUCAUCAUCAUACAUAUUCACAAUGCAUCAUAUAGAAAGUAACUAGUUGGCUAAGAUAUUGAGUCCAAAAGAGUCCCUCAGACUAGACACUGAAACGAAGCGCAAUAACUUUAACUUAUAAGGGAAGACGAUUAUUUACAAAAAUACUAGAAUACUCAAGGGCCGUAAUAGACCAUAUGAACUGGUGCAGAAUCUUAUCACAAAAAGUAUUUAGCAUGUAGCGAAUUGUUUUUGACGGAACUUUUACAUUAUAAUCGUAAUCAUAACCCAGAAGUUUUCAAAGUAAUAUUUUCAGUUUUAAAAUGUAUUUUAGACACCAUAGAUUUUAGUUAAAGCAUAUCAAAAGAUUUGUAUACUAAGUAAUAUUCUGUUGAAAUUAAUCGUUUCUGUUAUUUACACCAAUUUUGUUUUGGACAUAUACAUUGUUUUCAUUAAAAACUCGAAACAUCUAUUUUGUGCGGUCUAUGUGCCCAAGCUGAAAGUGUGUUCAGAACACUAUUUCCGUGGCAUGUCCAUUAUACUAUCCUAACAACUCAUACUAUCCAAUCAUAGCUUGAAUACGUUGAUAUUAGUAACUAUACCAAACUACAUAAGUUAAUAACUGGUAGUAUUCCUUAGUUUUUAACGAGCGUGAGCGCGUGUGCGUUAAUGUGGAAAAUAUACUAACAUUUCAAUGCAAAUCCCAUUUGAACGUCGCCUACACUUAUA
This is a messenger RNA of Drosophila mauritiana, 4753 nucleotides long. RefSeq lists its product as uncharacterized. The transcript has 8 exons. The record is from RefSeq and is a predicted model, not a curated record. NCBI's taxonomy places the organism in Eukaryota, Metazoa, Arthropoda, Insecta, Diptera, Drosophilidae. The coding region runs from base 775 to 4020 and encodes 1081 amino acids.